Vicugna pacos (alpaca) is the source of this 3393-nucleotide messenger RNA. The record is from RefSeq and is a predicted model, not a curated record. Lineage: Eukaryota; Metazoa; Chordata; Mammalia; Artiodactyla; Camelidae.
GCCGCCGCCCCCGCGGGGAGCCGGGUGGUGUGUUCUUGCCGAAGGGAAACGAGACCCGAUAUUAGAACCGGGGAAGCCCUUAACCUUCCCGGUCCUCCAGCCAGCUCAUGUGUCUUAGAUCGGAUGAGCUGAACAUUAAAAAGACAGAUUGUCUUACAACUCGGUUCGUUUUAGGAUGCCAGGUUACAUUUUAACUUGCACGGUGUAUAACAGACGAUUAAACUUGGGUUACCGAAGGCAGCUAACUCUAAAAUCUAGGCUGUCAUCCCUGAUCGUGUGGCCGCUGCCGAGGGGCGAGGCUUUAAGGGAAUGGGUCUGUUCGUAAUUCUUUACAAGUGCCAUUGUUCUGUUCUAGGUCCUAGGUCCUUGACAAAGACCCAUAGUUGAGCGGGGCUCUGGUGCAGUCUGGUCCUGCCAGGAUCUAAUCAGCGACAUUUUCAAACUAUGUGAAGACCUAUUUUAAGAAGAUUUAUUCUUCUGUGAUGGAGAAGUAUGAAAAAAUUGGGAAAAUCGGCGAAGGAUCCUAUGGAGUUGUUUUCAAAUGCAGAAACAGGGACACGGGUCAGAUUGUGGCCAUCAAGAGGUUUCUGGAAUCAGAAGAUGAUCCUGUCAUAAGGAAAAUCGCCCUUCGAGAAAUCCGCAUGCUCAAGCAACUCAAGCACCCCAACCUCGUCAGCCUUAUUGAAGUCUUCAGGAGAAAGCGGAGGCUUCACCUGGUGUUUGAGUACUGUGACCACACCGUGCUCCAUGAACUGGACAGACACCAGAGAGGGGUACCAGAACAUCUCGUGAAGAGCAUAACUUGGCAGACAUUACAAGCUGUAAAUUUUUGCCAUAAACACAACUGCAUACAUAGAGAUGUGAAGCCGGAAAACAUCCUUAUCACAAAACAUUCAGUGAUUAAACUUUGUGACUUUGGAUUUGCUCGGCUUUUGACUGGACCGAGUGACUACUACACAGACUACGUGGCUACCAGGUGGUACCGCUCCCCGGAGCUUCUGGUGGGGGACACACAGUACGGCCCCCCGGUAGAUGUUUGGGCAAUUGGCUGUGUCUUUGCUGAGCUGCUGUCAGGGGUGCCCCUGUGGCCAGGAAAAUCAGAUGUGGAUCAGCUCUAUCUGAUUAGGAAAACUCUGGGAGAUCUCAUUCCUAGGCACCAGCAAGUAUUUAGCACGAAUCAGUACUUCAGUGGGGUAAAAAUUCCAGACCCUGAGGAUAUGGAACCACUUGAAUUUAAAUUUCCAAACAUCUCUUAUCCCGCCCUGGGGCUCUUAAAGGGCUGUCUCCACAUGAAUCCCGCCGAGAGACUGACAUGUGAGCAGCUGUUGCAGCACCCGUAUUUUGACAGCAUCAGAGAAACAGGGGACUUCACAAAAGAGCAUGACAAACCAACAAGGAAGACCCUGAGACAGAGCCGAACGCACCUGCCAGGGAGUAAAGGAUCUUGGCUGCUGUCCCUUCUGAGUGAGAUGGCCUGCACUCUGUCUAUGGAGUGCAUGAAUAUUGGGCACCCAAGCCCCACACCUCGUGGCCUUUCUCCCGCCUUCUGAAACAGCCUGCACUCUGUGGAUUGCAGUACCUACCUCAGCUGACCAGCAGCAGUGUCCUUCCAGCUUUGGAUAAUAAGAAGUACUACUACAACACCAAGAAACUUAACUACCGUUUUCCAAACAUUUAAAGAGCUUGCAGGCUGAUGAUAAAAAAAAAUUGAUCAGUAAUUUGAAGAAACCAUACAUCUGAUUGAAAACAAUCCCAGGGUUAAAAAAACAUCAGGAGAAAACAUAACUAACUAACUGGGGGAGGCCACUUGGCAGGACGUGAAGGGAAAUUCCAGGGGCAGUCUUCCACGCUUGACGACGGUGUCCAGAACAGAAAGGAAAAACUUGCUUGGAUUUUUCACUUGUAUUCUUGUUGUCUCUAAGUAACUGAGCUUACAGACAGAAAAUAAACUGUAUCUACUGCCCAUACCACUGCAAAAUUACAGAUGCAAAGGAUUUAUGAUUCAACUAUACCAUAUGCAACAAGUGAAAAAUGGAUUACAGAACACCCAUAUGUAUUUCCUUGGAUCCCUGAUGCCUUAAGUCCUAUCUCCUGCCUUUUCAGAUUGUCUCCACAUCAUAUUUAAAGAGAGUUUUCGUUUUUGAAAUCAAAAUGUUUAAAAUUCCAUUUUCUGCUUGCCCCGGCUUUUGAUUUUUAUAUUUUGAAACAUUUUAAUAUUUAAGAGUUGUUCAAAAUAUUUAAAAUCAUGUGGAUUACCAUAAAAGACUAAUUUAUAUGCUUAUAUAUUUAGUGACAAGUCUAUAUAGAUAUUUCUCACAUAUUCUUUUGUCUUUACCUUUAGUAAAGGAUGCAUCUUUGUUAUUUUCACAGGCAAGGUGAAUUUACUGUAAUCCGUCUACACUUGUUCACCCAGUUCCCCUUGCAAACAAUGGCAUGAAGCUUGGCAGCUGACCAAGUAGCCGAACGAGAUCUACCGGCUUCGCAGGACCUGGGCCCGCCAGCCUCAGAGUAAUUAGUGCUUCAUUCUCUCCAGCUCAGCCUCGGACUCGGACACAGAUCUACACGCAGGGCUACAUACAGUGAUCUGAGUUCUGGAAGAAGCUGCUUAUGAGCGUUCACUUGGGUCAUAAAAGACAGUAGGUUAUAAAUCGAUGUUUUCCUUGAAAUAUCUUUUUACACUGUAUAUAUGUAUGUAUAUGUGUCUAGUAUACACAUAGGCAUGUGUAUAUAUACCAACCUAAUAACUAAAAGAUAAUGGCUAAUAACUAGUUCAAAAUGAUAUUAUUGAGGAUUUCUAGCUUUGUACAGAGAUAAUUAAAAUGACGACAUAGAAUUAGCUUUGAUUUGGCCUAUUGCUCCUAUUCAAAAAGCUUUUUCAUCCUUGUCCCCUGGACACAAGGGUGGUAGAAGCUGAUGUCUGUUUCUUAUAGCUCACCUCCAUUUUUGGUUGAUGAGCUGCUAUUUCCCAGCAGUUCUCAGCCGUGGUUUUUGAAGAUGUAUUUUACGGUGUCUUCUAAACAUUUCUUCUGCACUCUCAGCUUUAAUGCUAUGUUGAUUUUCUUCAUAAGCACAUUUGACCUUAUUCUCUUCCUGCUAAAUAAUCCACCAAAUUCUGGUAUCUGUUCAAUAAUUUGGCUACCCCAGCCAGUUUAACGAUACCCUGGGGCUUCCUGAUGUAUGUAGCUUCUUGCACAGAGCUGAUGGCGGGGUAAAUGCUGGUCACAGUACUGUCUAGUUCUUGUUAUGUAGACUUGAUUCAAAUGACAAAGAAGGACAUCCAACUUCUGAGAAUAGUUUACAUUUUGUGUUUUUUUCCCUUACCCCUAACAAUGCACUUGGUGAGGCAGAUGACUAUAACUGCCUAAUUCAUCCUGUAGUUUCAAAAAAAAAAAA